Tricharina praecox is the source of this 782-nucleotide messenger RNA. RefSeq lists its product as uncharacterized. The coding region runs from base 294 to 782 and encodes 162 amino acids. NCBI's taxonomy places the organism in Eukaryota, Fungi, Ascomycota, Pezizomycetes, Pezizales, Pyronemataceae. The record is from RefSeq and is a predicted model, not a curated record. The transcript is spliced from 2 exons.
CGCAACGCAACGCAUCUGCAACAUCUGCCAGCCUUCUUCACUCAUCCCCAUCAAUCUCUGCAUAGCAUAACCUAACUCACUACUUUCCUUUCCAUUCGACACACAUCGCCUCUUGCUGCUGCUGCUGCUGCUGCCGCCUGCCCGUCCGUCCGACCUCCUUCCAGCCAACCAUCACCAUCACCACAACCACCACCACCACCACCACCAUCAACGCGCCGACCGAAACCAACCAACCAACCACCUACUCGCAUCCCCGUGCUCUGCUCCGUACCAUACCUCCCCACACCUCCACGAUGAACGCCCACCAGCACGCGAACGGCGUCGGCGCCACAAACAUCUGGCAAAUAAUGAACUACCCCGUGCCACGCGGCAAAUGCGUGCACAAGCCGUCGGUGCUGUCCUCCUGCUGCCCCUGCCUGCGGUUCAUGCUGAACCCCUUACAAGCGGCGUCGUCGUUCGCGUGCGACGGAUGCGGGCACCACGCGAGCUUCCACAACCUCAAGAACGACGAGGAGGCGCAUGAAGGGUUCGCGCCCGAGCAGAUGAACGGGACGAUUGCCGCGCCGCCGCCGCCGCCGCCCUCGACCGGGAGGGGGAAGAAGAGAAACGCCGCUAGGAUCACGAAUGGCGCCUCCGCGGCUGGGCGGAGAGGCGUGGGCUUGCUGGGCGGUGUUGGGCUGGGCGAGAGAAUGCUCGGAAGUAGUGCGGAGGAGGAUGAUGACGAUGUCGAGGUGCUCGAGGGCGAGAAGUUGCAGGUUGUCAAGAGGAGCCGCGGUGCUUAG